Molecule: messenger RNA, 2215 nt
Organism: Macrosteles quadrilineatus (aster leafhopper)
Lineage: Eukaryota; Metazoa; Arthropoda; Insecta; Hemiptera; Cicadellidae
Product: ankyrin repeat and SOCS box protein 2-like
Exons: 2
Coding region: 307-2019 (570 amino acids)
Molecular function (GO): protein binding
Source: RefSeq, a predicted model, not a curated record
AAUUCAAGUUAUUUAUUUUCUACUAUUUUUACAUUCAAAUUUAUUAUUGUUCAUAGUUUUGAAGCCUAACGCAUUGGUCAUGUCAUUCAACAAAACAUUCGUUUGGGCCCUAUAACUAAAAUCAAACCUUGUUCCCAUAGUCCGAUCAUGCUGGUUUCCAAACUCAUUAAGUUGAUCCUGCCCUGCAUUGUCAAGCCAAAUUUUAUCUAAAUCGGACAAAAAUUACUCAAGUUAUCGCGUUCAUGGAGUAGGCCUAUAUUUUGUAUAGGCCCUAGGCCUACCUAUAAGUUUAAGUUAAAUAUACUUAUGCAAAUGUUAAGUAAAGGCCUACCUACUUACAAUGCUAUGGCAUUUGACUACACAGACUGGGCUCUAUCCACUCCCUUGGUAAGAGCUGUUGUCAACAACAAGCCAGAAGAUGUACGGGAAGCAUUAAAUUGCGGCUUUAGUGCCAAUUUACCAGACCUCCGAGGAUCGACACCUGUUCAUGAAGCUGCUGCGGAAGAUACCAGAAAUGAAUGUCUGAAAGAACUUCUGAGUCACAAAUCUGCAGAUGUCAACGCCCAAACGUUUCUCGAAGAAACUCCUUUGUAUGUGGCAUCCCAGAGAAAUUGUGUAAAGAACGUGAAACUUUUACUAGAACAAAAAAAAUGUAAUGUUAAUCUUAGCCAAGUUUUGGACAUGACUCCACUUCAUGUUGCAUGCAGUGAAGGUAAUGUACUCAUUGUGAAACAAUUGAUUGAGUUUGGGGCUAAAGUCAAUGUGACAGAUCAUGACGGUUAUACACCAUUACAUGCAACUGUUGCUUCUCACAUGCUGAAUAGAAGGACAGAUAAUGUCAGUUAUGAUAUUUGUAAGUAUAUUCUAGAGAAUGGGGGCAAACCUGACGUAAUAGAGUACAAAGGUAACUACCCCUUCCAUUUUGCUUGUCAAAAUGGUCUUUUCAAAUGUGCUAAGUUGUUGUUGUCUGUUUCAAAACAAAAUGAUCUCAUAAAUUUGAAGUACUGCGAUGAACGCACUCCACUGAUGAUCGCAGUAAAGUCUCUCAACGUGCCUGGUGUAGAGUUUCUCCUGGACCAAGGAGCUGAUGUAAACAUCGCAGACAGACAUGGUGUUACAGCUCUCCAUAUUGCGGCUUGCACCGGUGACUUUAGGUUGUUCAGUUUGAUUUUGAGGGAAACCAAUAAUGAGUGUAUCCUCAAAUACUGUACUUUUGACGAGGAGAGGGACUUUGAACGAUUAGCAUCUGGUAAAUGGUUGAACAGUUUGAUUUGUUUCGCUAUCGACACAGAAAACCUGGAGUUUUUAAACCAAGUGUUGAAAUCUGAUUUGGACGCUGCAGUGCUAGUUUGUCCAGAGAGUCACACUGAUGACCUUUUUACUUUGCACACUCCAAUUACAUUUUUGCUGGAGUGUAAAAUGUGUGAGCUGGGAGAUUCAACUUUGGAUUUUCUUCACACUCUGAUUGAACAUGGUGUUCCUUUAAAUGUCACCAGUAAGCACCCGCUGGUUAACUACAUUAGUCCAAUUUGCGCCGUACUAGUCGCCUCGAAUUAUUUUUCGGACAUUAUUUUGAAAUGCUUGAAAGUUUUACUAGACAGAAAUGUAGACCCAGACGAACCACAUGGUAGGAUGCCAUUUGCCAUGGAACAAGCAAUCAUGAGGCAAAACACAGAAGCGGUGUUGUUGCUUCUGCAAUAUUCCAAUGUGUUGGAGCCAGAAGAUAUUAUCCAUUGGAUUAUAGACGAAACUUAUAAAAGUCAAGAAAAUAUACUUGAGGCUCUUUUACCUUUGGCACCCUACUAUAAACCAUUAGAAGAUCUUCGUCCUUAUUUAACUUAUAGUUUUAAAAGGAAAGAAUUGCUUACUCAAAAAGUGCAUCCCUUAACUCAUUACUGCAGGACAGUUAUCAGGAAGCAACUUCACAAAGAGACUGAAUCCUGCCCAACAUUGUUCAGGCGGCAUUUAUCUGGUUUAAUGAUUCCCAAAGACUUAUACUCAUUCCUUAGUUUCAUUUAAACAGUUUUCUUUCAUUUUGUACAAAUUUUAUAUAUUAUAUCGGCCUAAACAAAAAUGUAUAGGUAGUAUUUUUACAACACAGCUGUAAAUUUGCUUGCUGUUAGCUUUUUUAACUAAUAUUUUCUCCAGCAAAUAUACCCUUUAGUCCAGUCAAGGAAUGAGGUGUAGAGUGUGUGAGCAGGUAACUAAAUGAUUC